AUGACAAUUCUCGACGACUCACACCCGGAGACCCAGCACAAGUGGUGGAAAGAGGCCGCGGUCUACCAGAUCUACCCUGCAAGCUUCAAGGACUCCAACGGCGACGGAUGGGGCGACCUGGCCGGAAUCACGUCCAAGCUGGACUACAUCAAAGGUCUGGGUGUCGACGUGAUCUGGAUCUGUCCCUUCUACGACUCCCCGCAACAGGACAUGGGCUAUGAUAUCGCGGACUACGAAAAGGUGUGGCCCCGCUACGGCACCAACGCGGACUGUUUCGAGCUCAUCUCCAAGGCACAUGCCUUGGGCAUCAAGGUCGUGGUUGAUCUCGUGAUCAACCACUGCUCGGCCGAUCACGUGUGGUUCCAGGAGAGCCGUUCGUCCCAAACGAGCCCCAAGCGGGACUGGUUCAUCUGGCGUCCUCCCAAGGGGUAUGACGCCGCGGGCAAACCCAUACCUCCGAACAAUUGGCGGUCGUUCUUCGGCGGCUCUGCAUGGGAGUUCGAUGACCACACGCAGGAGUUCUAUUUGCGCCUGUUUGCGUCACGGCAGCCGGACUUCAACUGGGAACUCAAAGAGGUGCGUGACGCCAUCUACGAGACGGCGGUCGGGUUUUGGAUCGACCACGGGGUUGAUGGGUUUAGAAUCGACGUCGCCAGCAUGUACUCCAAAGUGGCAGGUCUCCCCGACGCUCCCGUCGAGGAGCCCGGCAAUCCGUUCCAGAACGGCGGCGCUUAUUUCAUCAAUGGGCCCCGGAUCCACGAGUUCCACAAGGAAAUGCACAAAUACAUGGUUUCGCGCGUCUCAGACGGUCGCGAGCUCUUGACAGUGGGCGAAAUCGGGUUCGGAGACGAGCGAAACUUCAAGGAGUACACGAGCGCCAAAGAGCGCGAAAUCGGGAUGCUUUUCAAUUUUAAGCACGUCAGCGUCGGCGAGGGCGAGUUCAAGUACAACCUGCACCCUUAUUCUUUGAAAGAUUUCAAGCUGGCCGUCGCGGAAAGCUUUUUGUUCGUGAACAAGACCGACUGCUGGUCAACGAUCUACAUCGAAAACCACGACCAGCCCCGCAGCGUGACCCGGUUCGGCGACGACAGCCCCGAAUGGCGCACUGUGUCUGCCAAGCUUCUGGCGCUGCUUGAGAUCUCGCUCACGGGAACGCUUUUCGUGUACCAGGGCCAGGAACUGGGCCAGAUCAACUUCAAGAGCACAGAUCCCAAAGAUUACGAAGACAUCGAGGUGCAGGGCAAUUACGAGAUGGUCAAGAAAGAGUUUGGCGAAAACUCGCCCCAGAUGAAAAAAUUCAAGCAGGCCUUGCCCGUGAUCUCGCGUGACCACGCCAGAACGCCGUUCGCUUGGACCCGUGACGCUCCCCACGCGGGUUUCACCACGGCGGACACGCCGUGGUUUGGACUAAAUUCAACUUUUAAAGACGGGAUAAACGCUCAGGACGAAUUGAAUGACCCAAACUCCGUUGUCCAUUUCUGGAAGAAGGCUCUGCAGGUGCGCAAGCAGCACAAGGACAUCUUAGUCUACGGGUACGACUUUGAGUUUUCCGACCUGGACCACGACCAGCUUUUCGCCUUCACGAAAAAAUCCGACGGCAAGACCCUGUUCGUGGCUUUGAAUUUCAGCGGCCACGAUUUGAAGUUUAACGUUCCACACUCGGCUUCCCAAUACACGCCAAUUUUUGGCAACUACGGCUCAAUUCCGGAGCCAUCCGUUCCUCUCAGACCUUGGGAAGGGAGACUGUACUACGUCGAAUAA
Messenger RNA from Lachancea mirantina, 1761 nucleotides. Lineage: Eukaryota; Fungi; Ascomycota; Saccharomycetes; Saccharomycetales; Saccharomycetaceae. The record is from the annotation of a GenBank genome assembly.